UACCGAGUGUAACCAUGGAAACGGACAUAAACGGUAACUAACGUUGACAAACAAAGUGGAUAGCCGAGUUACAUCGCUACACUUAGACAACUGACAAACUUUAUUACACGAUAUUGCAUUUUUUUCAGUUCUGUUUAUCCUGCGUGCUAAUUUGAAAGUUUUUUGGGGCGUGAAAAGUCCGCUGCUGGAUUCCAAGAAACGAUGGGAGAUAAAGAGGCGACAGCAACUCAAAGGGAAGGUGGAGAUGGCGGAGAGUCUCCUGUCAAAAACAGAUCGGGUGUCACUACGAAGAACGAAGCACAAGAAAAUUUGGAACUGCAAAGCCCAUUAAAAGAAGAAAAGGAAAAAUACACAGGUCCACGAAUGACCAAGAAGUUCCUCAAAGACCACUGUAAGAAGCACAAACUGUAUUUCACACCUUCCCUGAAUGAAACACUUUAUCUGCAUUUGCAAGGUUUCUCCACCAUUGAGAACCUGGAGGAGUAUACGGGGCUGAAGUGUCUCUGGCUCCAAAGCAAUGGGCUUCGACGCAUUGAGAACCUGGAUGCCCAGACUGAUCUGCGCUGCUUGUUCCUCCAGGAGAACCUCAUAUACAAGCUGGAAAACCUUGAACCUCUGAAAAAGCUGUGCAGCCUAAAUGUUUCUAAUAACUACAUUCAAAUUAUUAAAAAUAUCUCCUGCCUUCCUGAAUUAAAUACUCUGAUAGUAGCCCAUAACAAGCUGGAGACUGUGGGUGACAUUGAACAUUUGAGUCAGUGUUUGUCUAUUAGUGUCUUAGACUUGUCUCAUAACCUGCUAAAUGACCCUGAGAUCCUGAUUGUGCUUGAGGCCAUGCCAGAUCUGCGAGUACUGAACCUGAUGGGAAAUGAGGUGGUGAAAAAAAUUCCAAACUACAGAAAGACCAUGAUUGUACGUCUCAAGCAGCUCACCUUCCUUGAUGAUCGCCCCGUGUUUCCUAAAGACCGGGCGUGUGCGGAGGCGUGGGCAGAGAGAGGGGUGGAGGGGGAGCAGAAGGAAAGAGAGCUAUGGGAAACAAGGGAGAGGAGGAAAAUCCAGGACAACAUUGAUGGAAUGGCAGUAAUUCGAAAAAAGGCUUUGGAGAGGCGACGUCUUCGAGAGUUACAAGAAAAAGGGGAAAGUGAGGCACUCACCACUUCAGAGACUCCUUGUGAGGAAGGCAACACCCCAAUAUUGCCUUCCUCUUCUUCAGGAGAGAGGGUCCAGGCUUUUGUGCUGGACAGCCUGGAUGCCCAUGAAGAGUUCUUGCUGUGUCAGUCAAAACAAGGAUUUCAAACAGAUGGUGAAGAUGUAGAAUCAGAGCAGCUGGGUCAUGGGAUACAGAGUGAGCAGUAUGAGAAAGGUCAUGGUCAAUUACAGAUUAAGCCUGUCAGAGAAGAGAAAGAAGGCAUGAAUCCAGAGAACUGGUCUCAAGAGCAAGAAGGUCAUGUAGGACAGAUGCUAGAGACAGAUGAGGAAGAAGGAAAAGAACAAAACCAGUUCAUGAAGAAUGAAGCAAGGAGGGAGCAGCCUGAACAUAAACAUCCACUUCUGGAUGGGGGUCCUCUUUCAAAAGAAGGCAAGUUUGUCCCAACACGUGGCCCUGGACCGCUGGUUACUGAGCUGCAACAUGAAGAGCUGGAAACCAUUCACCUUCCACUAAGUCAAUCACUGCAUAUCGAUGACCUGCCUGAUUUAGAGGAUGUGGAUGCAGGAGAUACCUCUGAAUUCUUGUCUCAGCAAGAUUUCAAACCAAAAAUAGAGGUAAUAUCAGGAGGCAGUGACGAAGACAAAGACGAAGACGAAGACGAAGCAGCCCAAAAUCAGAAGGAUGGCACGUCCACCCUUGGAGCCGAUAGGAAGCCAUUGUUUGUAAAGAGUGACGACAAAUCAGCAUGGCUCUCCCGGUAUUCUUCCUCACUGGUGUAUCCAGAGGAUGAGGAAGCCCCUUCCCAAAAUCCAAAGUCCACAAAAAAUCAAACCUCUCCACCACAAAGACCCUGCCUGAUAGAAGAGCUGGAUUAAUUUUAUGGAUAGAACUUUUUUCUUUCUUUUUAUAGGCAAGAUUAGUCUGAUCUGCCACGGGGCAGCUUUACAUAAAAAUAAGUUAAAGGGUGACAGCAAUUUUGGCCAUUACUAUUAAAUUGAAAGAAAGACCUGUUGAAAGUAGUGCAGUGUAUACUACAAUGUAGUAUAAUGUAUACU
Molecule: messenger RNA, 2202 nt
Organism: Melanotaenia boesemani (Boeseman's rainbowfish)
Lineage: Eukaryota; Metazoa; Chordata; Actinopteri; Atheriniformes; Melanotaeniidae
Gene: dnaaf1
Product: dynein axonemal assembly factor 1
Exons: 2
Coding region: 202-2022 (606 amino acids)
Molecular function (GO): protein binding
Source: RefSeq, a predicted model, not a curated record